ACUGCGACCCAGCAGGAUCCAGUUUUCUUGCUGAAAACUGCAGUGAGACGCCCCCUUGCCAGCCAGGUUGAAUUUGCUUAGUGCCCUCUGGCAUUGAUCUGCAGGUGUACUUUUGGGGCUUCCAGAAAAGAGGUAAUUAAAUGUGUGUCUUGUGGACCUGGGCUUGGUUGGAAUGCUCAAGUGUCCUGAAGAUCCUUCUAUAGCUUCCUUCUGUUGAAUCUAUUAAGAGAAGAUGGCAAAAGUCAACAUAACUAGAGACCUCAUCCGUAGGCAGAUCAAGGAGCGGGGUGCCCUGAGCUUUGAGCGGCGCUACCAUGUCACUGACCCCUUUAUCAGACGGCUGGGCCUGGAAGCAGAGCUGCAGGGUCACUCAGGAUGUGUCAACUGUCUGGAGUGGAAUGAGAAAGGAGACUUGCUGGCCUCUGGUUCUGAUGACCAGCACACGAUUGUGUGGGACCCGCUGCACCACAAGAAGCUGCUCUCCAUGCACACAGGACACACUGCAAAUAUCUUUUCUGUCAAGUUCCUUCCUCACGCUGGGGACCGAAUCUUGAUCACAGGGGCAGCUGACUCCAAGGUGCAUGUCCACGACCUGACAGUAAAGGAGACGAUCCACAUGUUUGGAGACCACACCAACCGGGUGAAACGCAUCGCCACGGCACCCAUGUGGCCCAACACGUUCUGGAGUGCCGCUGAGGAUGGGCUCAUCCGCCAGUAUGACCUUCGGGAGAACAGCAAACACUCAGAGGUGCUGAUUGACCUGACGGAGUACUGUGGCCAGCUGGUGGAGGCCAAGUGCCUCACUGUCAACCCCCAGGACAACAACUGCCUGGCAGUAGGGGCCAGCGGGCCCUUCGUGAGGCUCUACGACAUUCGCAUGAUCCAUAACCACAGGUAUGAACAGCAUGGCCUCCAGUGGGCAAGUCCCUGCGAGCCUGCAGCCCCUUCCCCUCACUGUCAUGCCCUCUUCUUUUUAGCAGGUCACCUGCCAGUGAAGCUGCCUGACUACAACAACCGUCUGAGAGUGCUGGUUGCCACUUAUGUAACCUUCAGCCCCAAUGGCACAGAGCUGCUGGUCAACAUGGGAGGAGAGCAGGUCUAUUUGUUUGACCUGACUUACAAGCAGCGGCCAUACACCUUCCUCUUGCCUAGAAAAUGCCACUCCUCAGGGGAAGUUCAGAAUGGCAAGAUGUCUACCAAUGGUGUGUCCAACGGCGUGUCCAAUGGCCUGCACCUUCACAGCAAUGGCUUCCGGCUCCCGGAGAGUAGGGCACAUGUCAGCCCCCAGGUAGAGCUGCCCCCAUACCUGGAGCGCGUGAAACAGCAAGCCAAUGAGGCUUUUGCCUGCCAGCAGUGGACCCAGGCCAUUCAGCUUUACAGCAAGGCCGUGCAGAGGGCUCCUCACAACGCCAUGCUCUACGGGAACCGAGCUGCUGCCUACAUGAAGCGCAAGUGGGAUGGUGACCACUAUGAUGCUCUGAGGGACUGCCUCAAGGCCAUCUCCCUAAAUCCAUGCCACCUGAAGGCACACUUCCGCCUGGCCCGAUGCCUCUUUGAGCUCAAGUACGUGGCUGAGGCCCUGGAGUGCUUGGAUGAUUUCAAAGGGAAGUUCCCAGAGCAGGCCCACAGCAGCGCUUGUGAUGCAUUGGGACGUGACAUCACGGCUGCCCUCUUCUCCAAAAAUGAUGGUGAGGAGAAGAAGGGAGCUGGUGGUGGUGGCGGUGGCGGCGGCCCCGUCCGCCUCCGCAGCACGAGCCGCAAGGACUCCAUCUCAGAGGAUGAGAUGGUGCUGCGGGAGCGAAGCUACGACUACCAGUUUCGCUACUGUGGCCACUGCAACACCACCACGGAUAUCAAGGAGGCCAACUUCUUUGGCAGCAACGCUCAGUACAUCGUCAGUGGCUCUGACGAUGGCUCCUUCUUCAUCUGGGAAAAGGAGACCACCAACCUGGUCCGCGUGCUCCAGGGGGACGAGUCCAUCGUCAACUGCCUGCAGCCACACCCCAGCUACUGCUUCCUGGCCACCAGCGGCAUUGACCCUGUUGUGCGGCUAUGGAACCCCCGGCCAGAGAGUGAAGACCUCACAGGCCGCGUUGUGGAGGACAUGGAAGGCGCGUCCCAGGCCAACCAGCGGCGCAUGAACGCGGACCCACUGGAGGUGAUGCUGCUCAACAUGGGCUACCGGAUCACGGGCCUGAGCAGUGGGGGCGCCGGGGCCUCGGACGAUGAGGACAGCUCCGAGGGCCAGGUGCAGUGCCGGCCCAGCUAGAGCCUCCCGGCCUUGGCCCAGCCCCUGCUGUUGCUGGAUCCUCGCCCGGGCAGGAGGUCAGGGGGUUCUGUUUUGGUUUGUCUUCCCCUUCCCUCCAUUUUUUCAUUUUCCCUGUUUUGUUUGUUAGUUUGGCAUUGGGGUGGGGGUUGCUACAACUUGCUGGCUUUCGGACUUUUGGGCAGAUUGCCCCUUGACUGGCCCCAGCCCUGAGCAGCAGAGCAGGAGGGGAAGCUCCUCCAUAUGCCCCCCACCUCCCACUUCCCUGUCCCUGGAGGGCACUGGCCUGUGUCAGGUGGGGAGGCAAGGGCUGAAGCUGUCUUCAAGGACUGCCCGACCCUUCAGUUGGCAGCAGGAUGGGGAGUGGGAUUCCCAGGGUGUCAGGGCUAGCCUUGACCACUUGCUGCGUUUGCUCCUGGCGGGCAAAGCUAGCUCUUUCGUGGUCUUCAGGGAAGGUUUUGAAACAGGAUAGGGUCCCCUCCCUUCCUCCAGAGCCACUGUGUCAGGGUGGAAACAGAAGUAAGGAUGUGUGCCCUGGAGCGGGCAUGGCCAGGCCACUGCCUCCUUGCAGUACAGAAUCCUUGCCCUCGUCCCAGGCACUGGCUCUGGGUCCUGCGCCUGCUCUCAGGGGCUCAGCCUUUCCCAAGGGCCCUGGCAGAGGGUGGGGCACCGCACCAUACCCCACCCAUCUGCGCCAGCCCUUCUGCACUCGCACUCGGAAGGGCCACUCUCCUCCCUCUGGCGGGCGCUCUUUGGCCUCACUGUGACCUUCCUGCCAGAGCUCCCAGCCAGGCCUACUCUCGCUGAGGUGGCACUCCCUGCUAGGGCCUUCCAGGCCCUCUCUGCCCUCCCUCCCACCCCACAUGCUGAGCCGCCACAAAGACCAAAGAAGUGAUGGCUUUUCUAGUCCCCUGCUGCUCUGGGGGGAGGGGGUGGGUCUCCUGAGCCACUCAGAUGGGAAAGCCCCUAACUCAGCCCCCUCCCUCCUCAGCAGCCUGAGCUUUACACUGGAUGCAGCAGUCACCCCACCACUCACCAAGCCUCCCUCUUUACCCCCUUGGCUCUCAGCUCAGGGGCUGCUCCCGGUAGUUGGUUCAGCCUUCCUCCCCUCUCCCUCCCCUUUCAGCGCUCACUUGGCUCCAGCCCUCCAGCUGCAGCCUCUGGAGAGAAGCGGCCUCCCUCCCUCCCUCCCUCCCUCCACCCUGUCUCUGCCAGGUGCCUCCUCUCAGUCAGGCUUCAGAGAAGCCCUGGAGACGGGAGGACCAUGUUAAAAGCUUUUUCACAGUUUUAAGAAGAUGAGGGGUAUGAAGGGUGGUGAGGAUAGUGGUGGGGGGUCUGGCACCAUCUAGUCAUUGCUUUAAUCCCAGCAACACAGGUGGCAGCUCCUCCCCCUUCCUCUCCACCCCAUCCACCCCUCUCUUCUAGCUUGGUAAUGAAGUAUAUUUAUUGGUGAAGGAAACAGCUGCUGCUGCUUCUCCUGCUGCUGGGACUUGCUCCCCAUCUCUUCUCCAAGACCUUUCUCCAGCCGGGAGGGGAGAGCGGGAGCACUGGGGCUGGGCCCUGGGGCCCAAGGACCAGCAGGGGCCCCUUUGCUUUCCUGUGUUCGAGCCACGCCAUUUCCUCUCUCCCUGCCUCCCACCCUCCUCCCUGCCUCCUGCCCCUGCCUGCCCAGCCUGGGCCCUGCAGUGUGGAGAGACACAUAAGCCUUACUGUCCUCUGGGGGCAGGAGCCGAGCCUUUUUGUUGCUCCGCUCCCAGGAGAGUGAGGGUGACGCAAUUGAUUAAAACCAUUUUGUUCUAGG
This is a messenger RNA of Vicugna pacos (alpaca), 4067 nucleotides long. NCBI's taxonomy places the organism in Eukaryota, Metazoa, Chordata, Mammalia, Artiodactyla, Camelidae. The record is from RefSeq and is a predicted model, not a curated record.